AUGGUUUAUUUUGCUGCUGUAGGAAAGUUGUACUGCAAACUCCACUUUGCACAAAGGAAACCCUUAGUGAAGAAUGGGAGGACACAAAUUCUACACACGACGUGUAAUGCCGACUCUCACAACGGGUCCAGCUGGAGUCCAGAGGGACGUGAGCAUCAUCUCCAGGAAGAGUCUCCAGGUAUCCUGUCCUCACUGAAGAGAAGCCUGCGCUGGCCGCUGCAUGUGUGUGCUGUGCCUCGUCGUGUGUUUAACUGGCUGCAUGGUAAAGCGUGGGCCACAGGAGUCCACCUGAGGGAUAAUGCCGAGGAUUACGCCUUCCUGUACGAACUGCUCAGUGUGAGUCUGCCUCUGCUCGCCGUUCUCCAUGAACAGCUCGUCCAAAUGUACGCAGAGGCCAGACCUCUCAAUCUACAGCCUCUGCAGCACUGGCUGGAAGAGCACAUGGGCCACUGGGACUUGGUGUGAGAGAAACAUCAUCAGGUCCCUUUAAAAGGGUUAAUAUGUAGUUGAAAAUGACUGUGGAUAUUUAUUCAAAACUGAAAAACACAUUGAACAACCUUGAGAUGGAAAGUAGCAGAUGUUACUUUUUCAGAGAGUAGAAAUGAAAUGGCCUGGUUUGGAUUGUGCACAAAAUACCAAAGCCUUUCUCAGUUAUAAAGAUUUGAGUAAAGAGAAAAAAAAGUGUCAAACACGGAGUGAACUUUAAGCACUUUAAUGAGUGAGCUGCCUUCAUAUGCACGAUUAAGAGUGACGUUCUGCUUUUAAUUAUUAAUGAACGUUCUUUGUUGAGACUACAAGUUCACAAAACCUGACCGAUCAAGCUGCAAACACGUCUCGUCUACUCUGUUAGCCAUUCAGGAACAUGGAAGUCACAUUCUUCUCGCACGUUUACACUUCUUAUGAAAAACAUACAGCAUGGCUGUUAAAAGGAAUGUUCCGGGUUCAACACAAGCUAAUCUAUUGAUAGCAUCUGUGAAAAAUGUUGUCGACUACCACAAACAAUAACUGCAUUUCAUCCUUCAUAUUGUUAAAACAAACAAGAAUUACAAUGGAAGUCUAUGGAACAAGACA
Messenger RNA from Sinocyclocheilus anshuiensis, 1071 nucleotides. RefSeq names its product protein-methionine sulfoxide oxidase MICAL2-like. Lineage: Eukaryota; Metazoa; Chordata; Actinopteri; Cypriniformes; Cyprinidae. The coding region runs from base 1 to 465 and encodes 154 amino acids. The transcript is spliced from 2 exons. The record is from RefSeq and is a predicted model, not a curated record.